GGACGCGCAGACGUGUCGCCUCUUCUGAGAACAGACGCCGGGUUUGUGUCUCUACUGGAGUCCAGGUGGGGGCGCUAAUCCUGCAACUGAGGAUCUUCGACCCUGUAAGGCGCAGAAGCAGAACCCGUUCUCUAACCCCCUCCAAAGUUCCUGCUUUCUCCUCUCCUGGUGCAGAUCUUCUCCACAUCUACUCGGCAGGUGUUCUCCGUUCCCCCUCAUCGGCUGUCCCAGUUCUGCAGAGCUGAAGGUGAAGAAACGUAGGCCGUGCUGCUCCAAGUCUUCUGCACCUACACAGUUUUAAUUGAGCUCCACAAACACUUCAGGAAGUGUCAGCAGGACCAAAUGCACACUGAUGCCAUCAGAAGAGACUGAAUGUGAGAAUAUGGAACCUGCUGGAAGGUCCAGCACUCAGCGAACGUUCUCCAGUUCUCUCCACACAAACCCAUCUAGUAAAGAAACGCAGACGAACGCAGGAAAGAAGAGAACUCACCGCUGCUCAGAGUGCGGGAAGAGCUUCAUUCAGCGAGGUCAUCUGCAGCAACAUCGGCGCAUUCACACAGGAGAGAAACCGUUUCACUGCUCCGAGUGCGGCAAGAGUUUUAAUAACUGCAAUAAUCUCCAGCGACACCAGCGCACUCACAGUGCAGAGAAACCGCAUCAGUGUUCAGAAUGUGGGAAGAGUUUCAGAGAGAAAAGAAACCUCCAGUUACACAAGCUCAGUCACUCGGAAGAGAAACCGUAUCAGUGCUCAGAGUGCGGGAAGAGCUUUAAUCAGAACACUAAUCUCAGAAAACACCAGCGCAUUCACACGGGAGAGAAGCCGUAUCAAUGCUCCGACUGCGGACACGGUUUUGAUGAUCGAUAUGCCUUCCAAAGGCACCACCAGAUCCACACAGGAGAGAAACCGCAUUACUGCUCGGACUGCGGGAAGAGUUUUACUCAGAGCGGUCACUUAAAACAACAUCGGCGCAUUCACACAGGAGAGAAACCGUUUCAGUGCUCACAGUGCGGCAAGAGUUUUACUCAACAGGUUCAUCUCCAAACGCACCAGCGCGUUCACACGGGAGAGAAACCGUAUUACUGCUCCGAGUGCGGGAAGAGCUUUAACAGUCAGAAUAACCUCCAGCGACACCAGCUGAUUCACACAGGAGAGAAACCGCAUCAGUGCUCAGAGUGCGGGAAGAGUUUCCGAGAAAAAGGUUGCCUCCGAACGCACCGCCGCACUCACACAGGAGAGAGGCCGUAUCAGUGCUCUGCGUGCGGGAAGAGCUUUACUCAGAAAAGUAAUCUCCGAACACACCUGCGCACCCACACAGGAGAAAAGCCGUACGACUGCCCGGAGUGUGGGCACAGAUUUGGUGACCGAUAUACCCUCCAAAGACACCAGCAGAUCCACACCGGAGAGAAGCAGUAUUACUGUGCAGAGUGUGGGCGGAACUUUAGGCAUUCCGGUACUUUAAAAAUUCACAAUUGUAUUAAGCUCAGUCAUGGUGACCGAGCUGGUUCUGACCUCUCUGGGGCCCUAAAGGAAAUUCUGCAAAGGGGCCCUUCUAUCUGACCCCUGAACCAUGUUAAACCAUUACAAUUGCCACACCCGACCCCCCAGCGCUCCCACCACAUAAAUAAUUGUCUUGUUUUAAAAUGA
Pygocentrus nattereri (red-bellied piranha) is the source of this 1645-nucleotide messenger RNA. RefSeq names its product zinc finger protein OZF-like. The record is from RefSeq and is a predicted model, not a curated record. The transcript is spliced from 2 exons. Gene Ontology annotation, cellular component: nucleus. NCBI's taxonomy places the organism in Eukaryota, Metazoa, Chordata, Actinopteri, Characiformes, Serrasalmidae. Bases 353 to 1558 code for a protein of 401 amino acids.